Apiotrichum porosum is the source of this 1590-nucleotide messenger RNA. RefSeq lists its product as uncharacterized. Bases 1 to 1590 code for a protein of 529 amino acids. The record is from RefSeq and is a predicted model, not a curated record. The transcript has 3 exons. Lineage: Eukaryota; Fungi; Basidiomycota; Tremellomycetes; Trichosporonales; Trichosporonaceae. Gene Ontology annotation, molecular function: catalytic activity.
AUGUCGGCUGUCCUCACCCCGGACACUGUGUCGGCCAACAACCCGGUGACUGAUGCAAGCGUCCCUGAAUUCCUCGUCAAGAUGGGUCUCGAGCUGCCAGCGGACCAGCUGCCCGAAUACACUGGCUUCCUCAAGGGCAUCUGGGAGGUCUGGAACGAGGUCGACGGCAUGGAAGACUACGUGCCCGCUGUCGACGAGACUCGCUUCCCCCGGCUCAACGUCCACCGCCCCACGAACGAGGAGAACCCGGCCAACGCCUGGGCCUGGCGUGUGACGAUUGAGGACCAAGAGAACAAGGGUGGUUUACUCCAAGGCAAGACUGUCUGUCUAAAGGACAAUGUUGCGGUCAAGGGAGUGCCUUGUCUCGUGGGCACCGACUUUAUUACCGACUGGGUGCCCAACACGGACGCAACGGUUGUCACCCGCAUUCUCAAAGCCGGUGGUACGGUGCUGGGCAAGGCCGUUUGUGAGAACCUGUCGCUUUGGGGCGCGUCCAACUCUGCCGCGACGGGUCCGAUUUCCAACUUUCACGCGCAAGGAUACUCUGCUGGCGGGUCCAGCUCGGGCACUGCUGUUCUCGUCGCGCGAGGGGACGUCGACCUGGGUAUUGGAGGCGACCAGGGAGGGUCCAUCAGAAUGCCUGCCAGCAAGAACGGCCUGGUGGGCCUGAAGCCGACGACGGGUCUUGUCCCAUACACGGGUGUCGCAAGCCUUGAACCCACUCUUGACCACGUCGGGCCGAUUACGAGGACUGUGCUUGACAAUGCGUUACUGCUUCAGGCCAUUGCCGGCGCCGACGGCAUCGACGACCGCCAGCAGGCUGGGUGCCCGUUCCCAACCCAGGUGGCCAAUUACCCCGAGCUGGCCCAGCUAGGCGUCAAGGGUCUGCGCGUGGGGAUUCUGAAGGAGAGUCUGAACUGUCCGAUCCACGACCAGCGCGUCAGCGACUUGGUCGUGCGCGCGGCGUCGGCGCUGGCUGAGCUUGGCGCGACUGUGGGCGAGGUGUCCGUUCCAAUGCACCGCAGAGCCCCCGACUUGUGGGCGGUCAUUGGACGCCUCAGCUCUGCGGUGUCCUGGACAGCCAAGAACUGUGGUCGCCGCCAGUUGUUUCUCAACGACCUAAACGACAAGAUGGUCCCUGUGACCCAAGGGCGGUUUGACAAGCUGUUCCCUUCUGGCGUCAACACCAUUGUCAAUGGCCUGUGGGCGUGGGAGCACUGUCCUCCGACGCUCCUUGGCAAGGCCACCAACCUCGUCCGCAAGCUGCGAGACGAGUACGACAAGACGCUGGAUGACUUUGACGUUAUUAUCACGCCGACCAUUCCGAUCCUUCCGCAGCGGCUGGCGCCUCAGGAUGCGUCGCCGGCCGAGCAAAUGGCCAGUGCGGCAGGCUUAACACUAAACACAUCUGCGUUCAACCUGACUGGCCACCCGGCGCUGACCAUCCCCGUGGGCGUGCUCGCUCCCGAUGACGGCGAGCCCGUGCGGUUGCCUGUGGGGAUGCAGGUGGUGGGCAAGUAUUAUGACGAGACAGUGUUGUACCGCGUUGGGCAAGCGUGGUCGACUGCCCAUGACUGGCAGUCGUUCUAA